AUGACGAGCCUCGUCGCCAAGUGGGUGAGCAAGAAAAUCCUGGCCGAAUCUGUGCAAAAUCAGUUCGGCACAGAGGAUCCGUACUUUGAGAUGGUCCCGGCCACCCGGCUGGAUGGCACACCAAAUGGAAAAUUCAAGAAGCGGAGAAAGGCUUUGCCGCCAGGCAUCUCCAAGCACGAUGCCAAAGUCCUCACCAAGGUCAAGAGGCGGGCAUACCGCCUUGACAUGGCGCUAUUCAGUUGUUGCGGUGUCCGGUUUGGCUGGUCCAGCGUGAUUGGUAUCAUUCCUGCGAUCGGAGACGUUUUCGAUGCGUUUCUGGCCAUGAUGGUCUUGCGCACUUGCAUGACCGUAGACGGCGGCAUCCCCGCCACCCUCAAGACCAAGAUGAUGGCCAACAUCAUUUUCGACUUCGUCAUCGGCAUCGUCCCGUUUGUCGGCGACGUCAUGGACGCCGUGUUCAAGGCCAACAGCCGAAACGCCGCGCUGCUCGAAGCCCACCUUCGCGAGAAGGGCAAGAAGGAACUUCGCAAGAGCGGAUUGCCGAUUCCGGAAGUCGACCCUAGUCUGCCCGAGGAGUUUGAUAGGACUCAGCGCGAUGACCUCCCCGAGUACACCGAGAGCCAGCCCGGCCGACACGAGAGGAUGACAACCGGCACUCGGCAGGAAGGACGUGCCCGCCCAGCAGCUGCCACUCCUCCCGCCGCUAGAGUUCGCAAGGAAAACAGAAGCUGGUGGACCUACUUUAGCAGGCCUCGGAAUACCGACCUGGAGAUGGGCCAAGGCGACCAGAGUGCCACGGUGGACCCAAAGGCUCACGGAAACCAUACCGAGCGAACGAGGUAG
This is a messenger RNA of Parascedosporium putredinis, 843 nucleotides long. Lineage: Eukaryota; Fungi; Ascomycota; Sordariomycetes; Microascales; Microascaceae. The record is from the annotation of a GenBank genome assembly.